Messenger RNA from Arvicanthis niloticus (Nile rat), 3193 nucleotides. The record is from RefSeq and is a predicted model, not a curated record. Lineage: Eukaryota; Metazoa; Chordata; Mammalia; Rodentia; Muridae.
AUGGCUGCCGCGGCCGAAAGGCUAGCUCAUGAUUCUUUAAGUGAAAAAUCUAAAUGUAUCUUACUAGAAAGCCAAGUACAGGACCCCCUGUUUCACCUGGAGUCACACAGAUCUGAGAGAGGAAGGGGCAGAUGUCCUUUUGACCCCAACUCCUCCUUUGUGUCCAUGCUAGUUGGUAAUGAACUGUUUGCUGGCCUCUACAGUGACUACUGGGGCAGAGACUCUGCCAUCUUCCGCAGCAUGGGGAAGCUCGGCCACAUUCGCACUGAGCAUGACGAUGAGAGGCUUCUGAAAGAACCAAAAUUUGUAGGUUCAUAUAUGAUUCCUGAUAACGAAGACCGAGAUGACAACAAAAUGUACUUCUUCUUUACUGAGAAGGCGUUGGAAGUGGAGAAUAACGCCCACACAAUCUACACCCGAGUGGGGCGGCUGUGCGUGAAUGACAUGGGAGGACAGAGAAUCCUGGUGAAUAAGUGGAGCACAUUCCUUAAAGCACGGCUGGUUUGCUCGGUACCAGGAAUGAAUGGAAUUGACACAUACUUUGAUGAACUAGAGGAUGUUUUUUUACUGCCUACGAGAGAUCCUAAGAAUCCAGUGAUAUUUGGACUGUUUAAUACUACCAGCAAUAUAUUUAGAGGCCAUGCUAUAUGUGUGUACCAUAUGUCAAGUAUCCGGGAAGCCUUUAAUGGCCCAUAUGCACAUAAAGAAGGCCCUGAAUACCACUGGUCACUGUAUGAAGGAAAAGUCCCCUAUCCAAGGCCUGGUUCUUGUGCUAGCAAAGUGAACGGAGGCAAGUAUGGAACCACCAAAGACUACCCUGAUGAUGCCAUCCGAUUUGCAAGAAUGCACCCACUAAUGUAUCAGCCCAUAAAACCUGUUCAUAAAAAACCAAUACUGGUAAAAACGGAUGGAAAAUACAACCUGAGGCAACUAGCAGUGGAUCGAGUGGAAGCAGAGGACGGCCAAUAUGAUGUUUUAUUUAUUGGGACAGAUACAGGAAUUGUGCUGAAAGUAAUCACAAUUUACAACCAAGAAACAGAGGGGAUGGAGGAAGUCAUUCUAGAGGAACUUCAAAUAUUCAAGGAUCCAGCCCCUAUCAUUUCUAUGGAAAUUUCUUCAAAGAGACAACAGCUCUAUAUUGGAUCAGCCUCUGCUGUGGCACAAGUCAGAUUCCAUCACUGUGACAUGUAUGGCAGCGCUUGCGCUGACUGCUGCCUGGCUCGAGACCCUUACUGUGCCUGGGAUGGCAUAUCCUGCUCCAGGUACUACCCAACAGGUGCACACUCAAAGAGGAGGUUCCGCAGGCAGGAUGUUCGGCACGGCAAUGCGGCCCAGCAGUGCUUUGGACAGCAAUUUGUUGGUAAUUCUCUGAGGCGCCAGCCCAGGAUCACUGCCCUGGCUCCACGAGACGUUAGCAUGGCUGCUGUCUCUUCCAGUCAGCUCUGUGGAGUCUAUGGCUCUAAGCAUGGCUCUUGGGCCAACUCUACCAUCUUCAUAAUGCUCGGCUCAACCCCCAACAGUAUCCUUCGUGCUCGCGGAAAUACAGUUUAUAAGUUAGCAUUAGGUCUUGGAAUAACAAACACAGUAACUCAAAAAGAUACAUAUCGAAAAGUCACUGACCUCCAGAAACCAUCAGUUCCACUCCCUGCUGUGAAGACGGAUGACAGAGUUGUCAAGAUGGACUUGGGCUUGCUCUUCCUCAGAGUACGCAAGUCAGAUGCAGGGACCUAUUUUUGCCAGACAGUAGAGCAUAGCUUUGUCCAUACUGUGCGUAAAAUCACCUUGGAGGUGGUCGAAGAGCACAAAGUGGAGGGGAUGUUUCAUAAAGACCAUGAAGAAGAAAGACAUCACAAGAUGCCCUGCCCUCCCUUAAGCGGUAUGUCUCAGGGGACAAAACCUUGGUACAAGGAAUUCUUGCAGCUGAUUGGUUACAGCAACUUCCAGCGAGUGGAAGAAUACUGCGAAAAGGUGUGGUGUACAGAUAAGAAGAGGAAAAAGCUUAAAAUGUCUCCCUCGAAGUGGAAGUAUGCCAACCCCCAAGAAAAGAGGCUUCGCUCCAAAGCUGAGCACUUCCGCCUGCCCAGGCACACGCUGCUGUCCUGAGGGCGCCCUCUGCCGGCUGCUGAGGAACCUAGAAUGGAAAUGUUUUUUUAAGGGGGGGAAAACAGAAAGACUGAAAGCAUGCCAAGUCUUUCCAUUACUUCAAAAAGCUUUCUGUAGUACUGGGAGGCGGGGAAGGUGUUUUAAGUUAUUCUGCAUACUCAUCUGACUGAACAAACCUCUCACAGUACUAGUACUUAAAACGACUGUAUUGCUUAAAAGGCUUCACGUUGUAUUUAUCAACAUAUGGUUGGGGCUGUAAUUUUUGACCUUGCUUUUCAGGGAAAUUAUUUUACCAUUGGGAUAUGUAUUAUAACUAUAAUAUUAAAGAAAAGGUUAUAAGUUGUCAUAAUCGAGAAAAAUGUAAAACUAAAUCAGCUCUAAUCUUUCUGGAGGUUUUUGGGUUUGAUUUAUUUUUGUUUGUUUGUUUUGGUUUUGGUUUUCUUUGCAGCCAUGAGGUAAAAAUGUACAGAAUAUCAGAUACUGUAGGAUUCUCAUGUGAACUUUCUGGUCAGUUGUUGAUUUUUUUUUUUUUUUAAGCCAUAAGUUUUAAGCAGCUGUGUUGUGGUUGCUAUAAACUGUACAAGAAACCUGCGACCCAUCGUUCGGAGACUUGUUCUCUUCAUGGGACGCUCACUGAAUUAUGCUAAAAAUAUUUCUGUUUUAUAAACAAGACAUAUCCUUUAAAUUUCACUUCAGUGUGGAAGGAAGGAAGAUAACCUCUCAGAAAGAUAUUUUUAAAUAUUUUCAAACCAUGAAAGUAGAAUUCUGUUAACAGGUCUGUGCUUCCCUCUUGUGGUAGAAGAAGGUAUCGUCUCUCUCAGUGCCGUUUCCACAAUCACCCUGCAAAGAUUUGAAAACAAAAUAUAAGAAAGUAGGCUUUCUGUCCUUUCCUUUGACAAGAAGACAUUCUGGAAGUAUGUUUUACCUGUAAAGAAAUUAUCAAAUCAUUCUCUCUCAGAAACAAAAUCUUUCUAUUUUAUAUUUGCUUCUUGGAUUCAUUUUACUACUGACAUCUUCAGAGAAUUAUUAUCUUUGUCUUAUAAAUAUUACCAAAAUUUAUAUUUUUCAGACUGUCUAUUUCUUGAGUUCU